UCAGAUUGGCUUGUUGUUGCAGAGAAAGAGGGAGUAGAGUGAGUGUGAUUGGUGGGAAUAUUAAGUAAAGCAUUCACUGACUCCGUAUCCAUGUUCAUGUCCAUGCUACUUCAACCUUCAUUCUCCUCAGCUUCAUUGUUCCAAUGGAUUUGGAUAGUUUAAAACCCUAAUUUUGACACAAGCUUUGCGUUUCCACUUUCAAUCGAUCAUCACUGGAAUUUCACAAAAGUUUGCAUUAAUGCGAACAUCCUAUAACCUUCUUCGCUAUCGCUUCCGGCGCUCUCACCAACACGUGUGUUGUUCAGUCUCCAUUGUGUUUGUGAAACCAAUAGCAGAGCACCAACAACCCUCAAUUUCACUUCCACUUUCCUCAAGACGCUUCCUUUUGUUUGGUUUCGAUGCUCGUCGCCACCUCCAUCAUAAUCAUCACCACUCCUUCCAUCGCAGUUUCUUUACAAGGGCUAAGCAAACAAAGAACAUUGAAUUCAACGAUCGCCACAGUCAGCGAGCUGUCACAACUGCAUUGUGGUGUAACUUUCUUGUUUUUUCUCUCAAAUUUGGAGUAUGGUUAGCUUCCUCUAGCCAUGUUAUGUUGGCUGAAGUUGUGCACUCUGUUGCUGAUUUUGCAAACCAGGCGCUUCUUGCUUAUGGUCUAACUAGCUCAAGACGUGCCCCAGAUGCUAUUCAUCCUUAUGGCUAUUCCAAGGAAAGAUUUGUUUGGUCUUUGAUAUCUGCUGUUGGAAUAUUUUGUCUUGGUUCUGGUGCUACAGUUGUUAAUGGAUUCCAACACUUGUGGACUGCACAGCCCCCUGAGAAUAUGCAGUAUGCAGGUUUGGUGAUAUGUGGUUCAUUCAUUAUUGAAGGUGCCUCUCUUCUUGUUGCCAUACAAGCUGUCAAGAAAGGUGCAGCCGCAGAGGGAAUGAAAUUGAAAGACUAUAUUUGGCGUGGCCAUGAUCCUACAUCUGUUGCAGUAAUGACAGAGGAUGGUGCUGCAGUAACUGGCCUUGUUAUUGCUGGGGCAUCAUUGGUUGCAGUGAAUAUUACUGGAAAUGCCAUUUAUGAUCCCAUAGGCUCAAUCAUAGUUGGCAACUUACUUGGAAUGGUAGCCAUAUUUCUUAUCCAGAGAAACCGACAUGCUUUGAUUGGUAGAGCUAUGGAUGACAAUGAUAUGCAGAAAGUACUUCAGUUUUUGAAAAAUGACCCGGUUGUAGAUGCUCUCUAUGAUUGCAAAAGCGAAGUUAUUGGGCCUGGAUUCUUCAGAUUUAAGGCAGAAAUAGAUUUUAAUGGAGAGAUGGUGGUGCAAAAUUAUCUUAAAAGGACUGGACGUGAAGAGUGGGCCGGACAGUUUCGCGAAGCUGCAAAGCAGAGGGAUGAUACUGCCCUGAUGAAGAUGAUGUCAAAUUAUGGUGAGGAAGUAGUUACAGCAUUAGGAAGUGAAGUGGAUAGGUUAGAGAAUGAGAUCCAGAAUCUUGUUCCUGGUAUUCGGCAUGUUGAUAUUGAGGCCCACAAUCCAACAGAGGCGACCUUGUCAACUUAAAAAAUUCAAUAAAUUCAGUAUCCUCAUCACAUUCAUUUAAGUUAUUAAAGCAUUUAUGAGAAUUUGAUUUGGCUUUUAUUCGUUAUCGUGAAUUCCUUUGGGUCUUCUUUCUGAAGGAAAUACGAAGUUUCGAGCCUCAAGUUGAGUAGACAGCCCUUGAUAGAUUAGUGUGCGACAGAUAUUCUUGUUUUCCUUUUUCCCUAAACCUGCAUGGGUCUGGUAAAAUGUCAGUGCAACCCAAGUGUGAGUAAAAGGCAUGUCACAUAUGCGAGAGAAACAAUGCUUCAAUGCUAAGCUCAAUUGUUAGAAGCUAUAACCUCUUUUUACGUGUUUGAGUUCCUGUCACUUACAGCAAGUACUGUAUAGUUCAUGGUAUAAAGU
Molecule: messenger RNA, 1918 nt
Organism: Gastrolobium bilobum
Lineage: Eukaryota; Viridiplantae; Streptophyta; Magnoliopsida; Fabales; Fabaceae
Product: metal tolerance protein C4
Exons: 13
Coding region: 239-1537 (432 amino acids)
Biological process (GO): transmembrane transport; zinc ion transport
Cellular component (GO): membrane
Molecular function (GO): monoatomic cation transmembrane transporter activity
Source: RefSeq, a predicted model, not a curated record